AUGAAAACUCUGUCAAAAAAAAGUAGAACAGAUUAUUUUUAAGCAUUACAUGAGUAAAAUUUCUAGAAAAUAAAUAUUUAUUAAGCAUAUAUAAUGAGCAGUAAACUUUAAGAUCUAAAAAUUUCUUACGAAAAGUAUGUAAAUGAGAAUACUAAAAAGAUGUUCACAUUUGCAAUAGGUUUGAGCAUUGUUGGGCUUAGUGCCUCGCUAUUUUAUUAGAGAUUUAUAUUCCCAAGAAUGUAUCCCCUCUAAUUUGAAUACAAAAAAAUGAAGAGCACAAUUAAUAAAAUAUAAAGCAACUAGAAAAGUAUAAUUUAGCUAAGCAUCAUAAAAAGAAUUAAAAUUUGCAAAGAUGGCAUAGUUUUUAAUUUUAGCGUACUUAAAGAUCUUGAUAAGAAACCACUAGGCUCUUCUCGUGGAUAAACAUCAAAUCCUUUUUUACCUCCAUUUGAAGAUGGGCUUUUUGUUUAAGAGCUUUCUAAAACUCAUACCCUUCUUUUUAAUAAAUAUGCUGUUGUUAAAAAUCAUAUGUUAGUUGUUACAACUUAGUUUGAAUAUCAGAACUCUCUUAUUAAUUAAAACGAUUUUUCUGCUGCUCAUAAGGUUUUAUUAACAUUGAAAGGAUUCUGGUUUUUCAACUCAGGUCCUGAUGCUGGUGCAAGUUAACAACAUAAGCAUAUGUAAGUAAUGCCAUAUGAAGCAAGAGCUGAUACUCCUAUUUUAAAUAUUUUGCAUAAGAGAGCUAGGAAGUAACCAAGUGAAUGCUAAUACUUUUUGUAUGAGCCUUUUCAGUUUAAGCACAUAAUAAAAGUUUUGAGAUAAAUGCAAGAAGAAGAAUCUGUAGAAAGCUAUGGGGAAUACCUCUAAGAGUGUUAUAUAGAUUGCAUGAAAAUACUAAAAAAUUUAGAAUAAACUGGAGAUAGUUAAAAAAUAAAACAGGCCUACAACAUGAUUGUUAUGGAUAACUUUAUGCUAAUAGUAAUUCGAAAAUAAGAAAAAACUGAAUCAUCUCCCUAUAUAGCUAUUAAUGGAAUGGGCUUUACUGGAAGCUUUUUACUUAAAUCUUUCUAAGAAAUUUAAAAGAACGACCAUAUUAAUCCAUUCGAUUUAUUGAAAGAAGUAUGUGUUGAAAUAGAUGAAAAAGAAAAGAUAGCCAUAUAAUCUCAAUAUUUGUUAUAAUAAAUUGAAAAUUAAGAGUGCAACGAAUAAUAAUAAUUAAUUCAUUAAAAAGAGCAUGAGCCUAUUAAAUCAGAAUAAAUUCUUUGA
Molecule: messenger RNA, 1266 nt
Organism: Tetrahymena thermophila SB210
Lineage: Eukaryota; Ciliophora; Oligohymenophorea; Hymenostomatida; Tetrahymenidae
Product: ATP adenylyltransferase
Exons: 4
Biological process (GO): nucleotide metabolic process
Molecular function (GO): ATP:ADP adenylyltransferase activity; ATP binding
Source: RefSeq, a predicted model, not a curated record